GCUGGGAGCCACCGGGGAUUUGGCGAAGAAAGAGACGUUCCCUGCUCUGUUGGAUUUGUUUGCUCAUGAUUACUUGCAGCACGAGGCCGUCAUAGUGGGCUACGCGCGGAAGGAGAUGACAACUGAAAGCUUCCGGGAGUACUUGUCGGAGGUCCUGCUGAAGUCGCACGUUUGCCAAGAGAUGCCAGAGACCAAGGACAGUAUCCCAGCCUUCCUAAAGAAAGUGCACUACUUUGCGGGUUCCUAUGAUUCAGUCGAUGCGAUGGCUGAGCUCGACAAGCUGCUGACUGUGGAGGAAGAAAGGUUUCACAUUGGCGACAAUGACAAGCAAUCCCACCGGGUCUUCUACUUUGCCAUUCCGCCCUUUGUGUUUCAAGGAGCUGCGAAGGCAAUCAAAGAAGUUGCCAUGGCAAAAGGAGGAUCCACACGACUCAUCAUCGAGAAGCCCUUUGGACAUGACUUGACCUCUGCGAAAGAGCUGCAGGAAGGCUUGUCUGGCCUUUUCAAGGAGGAAGAGAUUUACCGAAUGGACCACUUUCUAGGCUAUGAGAUCUGCCAGAACAUCCUCGCCGUUCGAUUUGGGAAUCAGUUCUUGGAGCCCUUGAUGAACAACAAACAUGUGGCUGCAGUGCGAGUGACGUUGAAGGAGGACUUUGGAACGGAAGGACGUGGAGGCUAUUUCACCAAAUAUGGCAUUAUUAGAGACGUCAUCCAGAACCACUUACUGCAGAUGCUUUGCUUGGUGGCCAUGGAAAGGCCUGGCAGUAUGGAUGGUGAACCAGACAUCCGUGAUCGCAAGGUAGAGCUGCUGAAAGCCAUGGAGCCUUUUGACCCCUGCGAAGUCGUUCUGGGGCAGUAUGUCGGCGCAAAGGGAAAGCCGGGAUACUUGGAGGACGAUUCCAUUAAAGAGGCAGACCGUGAGAUGGCGAAGAAAUGCCCAACCUUCUGCCAGAUGAUCGUCCGAAUCAACAACGAGCGUUGGAAAGGAGUGAACUUCAUCGUAAGGGCUGGGAAGGCCAUUGACGAGUGCAAGUGCGAAAUCCGGGUCCAGUUCAAGGAAGCGGAG
Symbiodinium pilosum is the source of this 1066-nucleotide messenger RNA. The record is from the annotation of a GenBank genome assembly. NCBI's taxonomy places the organism in Eukaryota, Dinophyceae, Suessiales, Symbiodiniaceae.